Manihot esculenta (cassava) is the source of this 2554-nucleotide messenger RNA. Its product is annotated as zinc finger CCCH domain-containing protein 18. Lineage: Eukaryota; Viridiplantae; Streptophyta; Magnoliopsida; Malpighiales; Euphorbiaceae. Gene Ontology annotation, molecular function: RNA binding; metal ion binding. The coding region runs from base 272 to 2050 and encodes 592 amino acids. The transcript has 8 exons. The record is from RefSeq and is a predicted model, not a curated record.
UUUUCUUUUUCUUUUUUUUUUUUUGAAGUGUUUGUAAUCAUAUAUAAUUAACUGUGCUUUGCAAAUCAAAGAAGUUUUGUGUUUCUCAAGUAUAAAGUAUAAUUUCCGUGGAUUUCCUUCUUGAGAACAAAAGGCUUCAGAGAGAGAGAGAGAGAGAGAGAGAGAGAGACAGAGAGAGAGUAUAGAGACAUGGAGUUUAAGGAUGUUUUCUUGUUCUUCUGAGACGUAUCUGCUUCAAAACUGAAAUUGAAAGAUUUUGUUGUGAUGCAAAAUGGAUUUUUCAGAGCAUACAAGGAUUGUGUUCAAUAGAAUUAAGAAACUGGAACCAGAGAAUGUUACUAAGAUUAUAGGUUAUCUACUUUUACAAGAUGGUGGUGACCAAGAAAUGAUUAAUCUGGCUAUGAGUCCUGAUGUGGCUAUUCAAGAAGUGAUUUAUAAGGCUAAAGCUGAACUUAAUCAAUUAGCCCUUAAAUCAGCAGCAUCUCCAAUAUCACCAUCCAUGAAUUCACCACCUAUUUCAGAUCUUCCCCCACAAUUCACUCCUUUCUCCCCUGUUUCAUCUCGGCCUUUCUUGUCCCCAGCAGCAUCCUUCCGACCCCCUUCUUCCUAUUGGGAAUCUCAAGUUUCAGCUAAGCAUAAUUCAGAUUUUGUGUCUACGGGUUACCUGGAUUCUGUUUCUGAGCUCCAAAACCAAACCCAGUUCUUGAGUUUGGAGGAUCAAAUUGAGCCUGUCAACUUGGGAAACAUGGGAUUUCCAGUUGACUAUUUCUACUCAGAUGCUGCACUUGGUGGUUUAGGUGCAAGGGCAGGUCGGCGGUAUUCAAGCUUAAAUGAAUUCCCAGUUAAGACUUGUCACUAUUUCAACAAGGGUUUCUGUAAGCAUGGAAGUAACUGUAGGUACUAUCAUGGACAAGUCUCUGAGAACUUUCCUCGAACAUUUGAUGCUAUCAAUGAAGAUCAACUUUUCUCACCAGGGUCACUUGAAAAGUUGGAGUCAGAAAUCAUAGAGCUCUUGAGAUCAAGAAAAGGCAAUCCUGUUUCAAUUGCUUCUUUGCCAAUGCUAUAUUAUGAGAAAUAUGGAAAAGUUCUUCAAGCAGAAGGGUACCUCACGGAGAGCCAGAGACAUGGGAAAGCUGGUUAUAGCUUGACAAAGCUUCUUGCUAGACUGAAAAACAGUAUUCAGCUGAUCGACAGACCUCAUGGUCAGCAUGCAGUACUUUUGGCAGAAGAUGCUUCAAAAUACAUGGAUCGGGGAGACAGAAACGACCCUGGUCCAAUUGUUAGUGGAUCACGGCAGAUAUAUCUAACUUUCCCAGCUGAGAGUACUUUUACAGAAGAUGAUGUCUCAAACUACUUCAACACCUUUGGAUCAGUUGAGGAUGUACGGAUCCCCUGCCAACAGAAAAGAAUGUUCGGUUUUGUAACGUUUGAAAGUGCCGAUACUGUGAAGAUGAUUUUGGCAAAAGGAAAUCCUCAUUUUGUUUGUGGUGCUCGAGUUCUGGUGAAACCUUAUAGGGAAAAAUCAAAGCUCAUUGAUAGAAAAAAAUAUGAAGUUGGAUUUAAAAUUUUAGAGAGAACUUGCAAUUCUCUCUCACAGCCAAAGUUUUGGUGCAGGAAGUAUCAAGAGAGAAUGGAGCAUCCAUUGUAUUUCUCUUCUCAGUAUGCAGACAUAGAUGCUGAGCUUCAUCCAAUGCGAAGAGGAUAUGAGGCCUCAAGGUUGCUGAGGAAACAGCUUAUGGAAGAGCAGGAGCAGGCUUUCGAAAUUCAGAGGAGGCGACUUGCUGAGUUGCGAACAGCUCGGAAGCCAAUUUAUAAUCAGUCCUAUUUUGGCUACUCAACUGAGGGGCUUAAAGUCCCAGAAGAUAAUUUCAAUUUGCCAUCGUCGGACCAUAUUGGUUGUCUGCUUGAUUUUCUAAACGGUGGUUCAGUAACUGAUGAGGCAUUCAGGCAUUCAGAGACCAAUUACAUGGACCCUGACAGUCAAGGACUUAACUUACCAGAGAGCCCAUUUGCAUCUCCAAUAGCUAGCAGCAUUUCUACAGUCAUAUAGAUUCAGAACACAGAAGAAUUAGAGUUAAAAGAGUAACAAAGGCAACAGCAAAAUCUUUGGUUUGAUACAUCACGGCAACUCUUUUGCGUUUUGUUUCCAUUUUCCCUUUAAGUUCACCAAGAUUCACAGCAAGUACAGAACGGCUAAUGAAGAAGCGAGAAGCAACUACUAACUCGUUACACGGGGCAAAGGAAGUAGCAAAGCAGAAUAUGGUUAUACAGAAUACGUGUAAGAAGCAAGGCAAGAAGGUUUUGAAUAUUUAGUUGCUAAGAUGUAAUUAGUCUUUAGCAGAAGAAAGGAAUUAGAACAUGAUGAAAUGACUUCAACAGAAGGAAUUUGGUAGUUGGCUUAUACCAGUUUAGCAAAAGUUUGUAGUUUUGCCAUUUUUUGUUUACACGGUGGGCAUGCUUUUGCCUUUUUCAAUAGUUGCUCGCCUGUAGGAAGUUGUUUUUCUUUUUAAUUUGUCUCUGUCCAUUGAUUUAAUGCCUCUAAUUUUUUCUUCAA